Molecule: messenger RNA, 183 nt
Organism: Blastomyces dermatitidis ER-3
Lineage: Eukaryota; Fungi; Ascomycota; Eurotiomycetes; Onygenales; Ajellomycetaceae
Exons: 1
Coding region: 1-183 (60 amino acids)
Source: RefSeq, a predicted model, not a curated record
AUGGCUACCUCCACGUACGAUGUUACCUCCCAGACCUGCCGACGGUUCUCCCUCACCGGAAAGGAAUCGAAGAGGGAAAGCACGCCUAACGACCCCAGUUCACUGGCUACGAAGGUUGUUCUCCCCAUCUCACUCCGAGCCCAUCCGGUUCUAGGGCUUUUCCCUAGGGUCUCAGGGUGUUGA